UUUUGCAGACAGAUCUUUUCUGCCGAAGUGUACCAAACAGUGGUACUUUUUUAGUCCUUGCGAUUGGAAGUAUCGCGGCGGUUCAGUUGAUAAUAUGGCUACUGAAGCUGGCAUUUGGAAGACCACAGGAAGCUACCACACACUCUCAGUCAAUUUUAACAGGAGUAAGAAAGGCUCUAAGUUUCUAUAAGGGCAGACCUCCACUUGGAGAAAAAACUGAAUGGAUGAUGCAUGAAUACCAUGUUGAUGAAAAUGAAUUCAAGACAGGAGCUGGUUUGCAGAGUGUUUUUGUAUUAUGCCAUGUUCUCAGAAGGUACGAACUUCCUGCAAAAAGUUUGUGGAUUGCAAAAUACAGAAAUUGAGAGGUUUGAUUCAUCUCCUAAAAGUAGAAUUCCUUCCUGUGGUGAAGUCAAGUCUGAAGAUGGGUCUCAACUUGAUUCGAUGCCAAAUGGUUUAGGAUCAAAUUCCGAGUUUGGAUGGCUUCCACCAAACAACAAUGAUUUUCCUCAAGUUCCAGCUGAUAUAAGCUUUACUAGGCCUGAAGCUACAUAUGGAUAUUUGACUGGUGAAGAAAUGGAUGAGUAUAUUGAACAAACAGAGAUCAUAGAGGAAAUUCUGCAGGCAUGUCUGGAUUCCCAGAAUUCUAAUGUGGAUGAUUCUUUCCCUCAGGAUAGCGAUGCUGACAUCUUGAAUGGUGACUAUAUAGAACUUAAUGACUUUAAGAAUUGUGAUUCUUCUCUUUUAUUUGAGAGUGAAUUCAACAAUGGUCGUCCUGGAGAUUUGGGAGAGAGAUUCUAAAUUAGAUUUUAGUGGUUUUUUUGGGGUAACUUUGGUAGAUAGUAAUUUCUAUAUUUUUAAGUAUUUUAGUUGCUAUGCAUAAAACUGCAAGUCUAUCUUUAUUAUGAGCUCUAUAAAGAGUUCCUUGUUGUCGAGUCUGCAAAUUAUAAUGAAUGAGGAAUACCUCUAUAUAAAGGAAUGAUGUAAUUGCUGUU
This is a messenger RNA of Cryptomeria japonica (Japanese cedar), 992 nucleotides long. RefSeq lists its product as uncharacterized. Bases 232 to 798 code for a protein of 188 amino acids. The record is from RefSeq and is a predicted model, not a curated record. The transcript has 2 exons. Lineage: Eukaryota; Viridiplantae; Streptophyta; Pinopsida; Cupressales; Cupressaceae.